AUGAAGUCGAGCAACCAGGCGGAGUCCCCGAAGUUGAGGGUGACUACGAGCCUGCGGCUGCCUGGCACGCGCACCUUCGCGCCGGCCGACAGUGAGCAGCAGCUGGACCAGGGCGCACAGCAGACGCGGCCAAUGGCGGGGCCUUGCAUCGGGUGGGGGUGGACCACGAGAGAAGUCUCGUGCGUCCAAUUGCUGAAGAUGGCGGUAUCAUUCAUCACCAGACUUCUAACACUGGCUCUAGGGUACGCCUACCCGGCGUACGACUGCUACAAGACGCUGGAACUGAACACGCCGCAGAUGGAACAGCUGCGAUUCUGGUGCCAGUACUGGAUCCUGCUCGCGUUCCUGACGGCUUUCGAGAGGUUCGCCGACUGCGCGGUCUCGUGGCUGCCGAUGUACGGCGAGGCGAAGCUCGCGCUCGUCGUUUACCUCUGGCACCCAAACACAAUGGGCGCGGGCCGCGUCUACGGCGACUACCUCCGCCCGUUCCUGGCGGCGCACGAGGCGGACAUCGACCGGGGCCUUCUGGAGCUGAGGGCCAGGGCCGCGGACGCGACGGCGUCACACCUGCAGGCGGCCGUGUCGCUCGGGCGGGCGUUCCUGUUCGAGGUCGUCCGCCGCGUUUCGUCGCGGCUGCAGGCGACCAGAAGCCCCGCCGGGCAGGGACAGUGA
This is a messenger RNA of Setaria italica (foxtail millet), 672 nucleotides long. RefSeq names its product putative HVA22-like protein g. Bases 1 to 672 code for a protein of 223 amino acids. NCBI's taxonomy places the organism in Eukaryota, Viridiplantae, Streptophyta, Magnoliopsida, Poales, Poaceae. The transcript is spliced from 5 exons. The record is from RefSeq and is a predicted model, not a curated record.